AUGAGUGCUCGCGAUGGCGUUCGCGGCAUGGGUACUCUGGGACGGCGGCAGCGCUUCGAGAACUCUGAGUUCACUGUUCGCGUCUAUCCAGGCACCCUGGCCGAAGGCACCAUCUAUUGCCCGAUUAGUGCUCGAAAGACUACCACAGCUGCUGACACCAUUGAACGCGUCAUCGACCGUCUCCACCUGGACCGUACAAAGUGUUAUGUUCUGGCAGAGGUAAAAGACUUUGGUGGAGAAGAAUGGAUUCUCAACCCCAGCGAUUGUCCUGUGCAGAGAAUGAUGCUCUGGCCCCGUGUGGCUCUAGAACAUCGCUCUCUUUCUGGAGGCGAAGAUUACCGCUUCCUUCUCAGGCUGAAAAACCUAGAUGGUUCAAUUCACUAUGGUGACAGUCUCCAGAUGUGGCUGCAAGUCACAGAGGAGCGCAGGCGCAUGGUGGAACUUGGACUGCUGCCACAGCCUGAAUCUCAAGGUGACCUUGCUGAUUUAUGCCGUCUGCCUGAGCUAAAUGAGCGCUCGCUGCUGGACAACCUGCGCUCACGCUUCCGGCAAGAAAAGAUCUACACCUACGUUGGAAGCAUCCUGAUUGUCAUCAACCCCUUCAAAUUCCUGCCCAUAUACAAUCCCAAAUAUGUGAAGAUGUAUGAUAAUCACUCACUUGGAGCUUUAGAGCCUCACAUCUAUGCAGUGGCUGAUGUUGCUUAUCAUGCAAUGCUACAGAGACAGAGGAAUCAGUGCAUUGUUAUAUCUGGGGAAAGUGGCUCUGGCAAAACACAAAGCACAAACUUUCUUAUUCAUCAUCUAACUGCUCUCAGCCAGAAAGGUUUUGCCAGUGGAGUGGAGCAGAUAAUCUUGGGAGCAGGUCCAGUAUUAGAGGCAUUUGGCAAUGCAAAGACAGCCCACAAUAACAACUCCAGUCGCUUUGGCAAAUUCAUCCAGGUCAACUACCAGGAAAGUGGAACUGUGAGAGGCGCAUAUGUCGAGAAGUACCUCUUGGAGAAGUCAAGGCUGGUCUAUCAGGAGCACAACGAAAGGAACUACCAUGUGUUUUAUUACCUGCUGGCAGGAGCGAGUGAAGAGGAGAGGACAGACUUUCACCUCAUGAAGCCUGAAGAAUACCAUUACCUCAGUCGGAUGACAAAGAAAACCCACCGACUGCACUGGGACAGUUACUGUGAGAGUGAAGCGGACUGCUUUACAGUUGAAGGAGAGGAUCUGAAGCAUGACUUUGAAAGGCUUCAGCUGGGGAUGGAGAUGGUGGGCUUUCUUCCCUACAUGAGAAAACAGAUUUUCUCCUUGCUAUCAGCCAUCCUCCAUCUGGGGAAUAUUCGCUACAAAAGGAAAACAUACAGGGAUGACUCCAUUGACAUCUGUAACCCAGAGGUUUUGCCUGUGGUCUCAGAACUCUUGCAGGUGAGAGAAGAGAUGCUGAUUGAAGCUCUGACAACGCGGAAGACAAUUACUGUGGGCGAGAAGCUGAUUGUCCCUUACAAACUAGCAGAGGCAGGUACAGUGAGAGACUCCAUGGCAAAAUCACUGUACAGUGCAUUGUUUGACUGGAUUGUCUUCAGGAUCAACCAUGCUCUGCUCAAUAUUAAGGACUUGGAUGAACCCACCAAGAUCUUGUCCAUUGGCGUUUUGGACAUUUUUGGUUUUGAGGACUACGAGAACAACAGCUUUGAGCAAUUUUGCAUCAAUUUUGCCAAUGAGCGUCUUCAACACUACUUCAAUCAGCACACUUUCAAGCUGGAACAGGAGGAGUAUAGGGUGGAGGGCAUCAGCUGGAGAACUAUUGACUACAUUGACAAUUCAGGCUGCAUCAAUCUCAUCAGUAAGAAGCCCACAGCUUUGUUUCACCUGCUGGAUGAAGAGUGCAACUUUCCACAAGCCACCAACCAGACCUUACUUGAUAAGUUCAAGCGGCAGCAUGAAGGGAAUAGGUACAUCGAGUUCCCUGCUGUCAUGGAGCCCGCGUUUAUUAUCCGACACUAUGCUGGAAAGGUCAAAUAUGGUGUCAAGGAUUUCAGGGAGAAGAACACAGACCAUAUGAGACCAGACAUCGUGGCGCUGUUGAAGAGCAGCAACAAUGCCUUCAUCUGCAGUCUGAUCGGCAUUGAUCCGUCAGCCACGUUUCGCUGGGCAGUACUCAGAGCUUACUUCCGGGCCUUAGUAGCUUUCAGACAGGCUGGGAAGAGGCACACCCCUAAAAGGGCUGGGCAUGAUGACGCUGUUCCCUGUGCAGUUUUGAAAAGUGUGGAUAGUUUUAGCUUUCUGCAGCACCCUGUGCAUCAGAGAAGCUUAGAGAUCCUGCAGAGAUGCAAAGAGGAAAAGCACAGUGUGUGCAGAAGGAGUCCACGCACACCACUGUCAGACCAUCAGGGGAGCAACACCAUCAAUGACAAAGCUCAGCGCCAUGCCUGGAACGGGCGGGUGGGACGACAGCAUCGUUUAUCAUCCAGCAGCUCCACUACAGAUGAAGAUGGCCUCUUUGUCAACUCUGCUAGCAGCAAGAUUUUGGAGCGAGCUCAUGACAUCCUCAUGAGAAACAAAAACCACAAAGCCAAGCUAGUUCUUCCUAAGCACUUAUUGAAUGUCAAGUCCCUUAAGUACCUCAGCAACCUGACGCUCCAUGACCGAAUCACCAAAUCAUUGCUUCACCUUCACAAGAAGAAGAAACCACCCAGUAUCAGUGCACAGUUCCAGGCCUCUCUUAAUAAAUUAAUGGAGACUCUGGGUCAGAGUGAGCCUUAUUUUGUCAAGUGCAUCCGUUCAAAUGCUGAGAAGAUGCCCUUGCGGUUUGAUGAAAACCUAGUGCUAAGGCAGCUGCGUUACACGGGAAUGCUGGAGACUGUGCGUAUCCGGCAGUCUGGUUACAACAUCAAGUACAGUUUUAAGGAUUUUGUCAAUCACUUCAAUGUUCUGCUACCAGACAGAACAAGUACUAACAGAGAGGACAUCCAGCACUGGCUUGACCAAAAGGGCCUAAAACCGGAUGGUUAUCAAGUUGGAAAGACAAUGGUGUUUCUACGGGAGGCCGAGCAUCAGCAGCUGCAAGCCCAACUUCACGGAGAAGUUCUCAGGCUAAUUGUCAUGCUACAAAGACGAUUCAGAGCCCGAUUGGAGAGAAAGCGGUUUCUAAAAAUGAGAGCUGCAGCAAUCUGCAUUCAGAGAUGGUGGCGCUGGUCCAGACCCUUGAAAGACGAGGAAGAGCAAAUUGACCAGAAUGCCCGUGUAGAGGCAGCGUUGUACUUGCAGACACAGUGGAGGGGGUACAGGGAACGUCAGAGGUUCAGGUUGUGGAAAGAGGCCGCGUUAGUGCUUCAGAGGGCAUGGAGAUUGUGGCUGUGUCGACGCAGCACGGCAGCUCUGGUCAUCCAGACCGCCUGGCGCUGUCAUCGAGCGAGAGAGGCCUAUUUGCGUCACUAUGCUGCUACCGUCCACAUUCAGGCGUUAAUCCGAGGCUACCUCGCUCGGGAACGCUUCAGACAAUUGACUAAACAGAAGCUUAGGGAGAAUGGACCAGUGAGCUUUUCACCAGAAGAGGAGCCCCAGAAGAGAGCCAUGGGUUUGGACCUUAGCACUUGGGAGGAGCACUCCUACGAGGACCGGGAAAAGACACUCAAUGUCCUUGGCAGGACAGAUGGAGAGUUGAAAGUGGAAGGCAUGGCGGGAGAAUAUGCCAGCUCGCCUACAUGGAAUUCUGAGACGCCUCCCUCUCUCACGACAUCCACAGUUGUGGUGCGAGAGAAGCUCAGAGCAGCUGAUGAGAUCAGCCAGAAAGCCGCCCGGGCCAAGAGAGAGAGCCGGCGCAUGCGAGAAUUGGAGCAAGCUAAAUUCAGUCUGGAGCUCCUCAAGGUCCGUGCUACCUGUGGUGGAAGCUCGCCAACUUCUGAGGAAAGGCGCUGGUCUGAGGAACUGGUGCCCUCCAUCACUCCCCCUCUGUGUUCACCACAGGGCACACCUGACAGUCAGAGUUUUGAAGGCAGCUUUGAACUCUUAAGUAUUGAGGAUGCUCCCAAAGCUAUGGAAGAGGUGACUGACAGCGAAGACCUCUGCUCGCCUAUUGGCUCACUCGGAGCAUUGUCAGAAACUACUAUUGAGGCGCUCCCUGUUAGCCCAAAGACAGAGCAACUGAACACAGUUCCAGCUUUAGAUGCUGGAAGCCAUUUUCAGCAACAAACAGAACCUGCUGUCUCUUCCGUACGUCCGUCCAAACUCCCAACUUUCUACGUCCCCUCCAAUGAAAGCAGCGCUAUAAUUCCUAGCCAUCCAAGAGAAACGCCCAUGCAAAACACAAGUAUUGCCGCUCCUACAACAACAGCCGCUAAGUCUUUGAAAGAAAGGCGAGACUCGACACGUAAACCGGUGGUGGUGGUCAUCAGCAUGCAGAAAGAAACCCCACUGAGUGAAGAACUAAGCGACCUGGUCCAUCCUAGGGUUGAGGUUUGCAAAUCAGUUUCUCGAGGGAAUGUUCCGGCUCCAGUGCCUCAUCUCCUCCCUCAGGAUGAUCAGCUUGUUUUGGAGAAGCUGGUGAGGUUGAACGAGGAGAAGGAGGAGAGGCAGCGUAAUCAGAAACAACAGAAUGAGAGGAAGAUGAUGGAGCAGAUUAGACAGCAGAAAGAAGCGUUGGAACAGCAGCGCCUUUUCUUUGUUCACUAUGAGAGCGAAAUGUUUGAGAAACAGAGGGAAGAGGCUCUGCAGAAGAUACACCAGAGAAGGCAAAGUGAACAAGAUGCUGGUGGGCGUGCCAUCUCGAGCAAAACACCUAGACCCAGAUCUCUGCUCAUGGAGAGGACAUCAGGGAUAGCUCCUCACUGUAGAACCCAUUCCGAAUCAUCUGAUCAUUUGGUCCACUGUCAACAAGGUGGCACUAUCCCCAGAAGUGUUGCUAUUCCACAGCAGCCUUUUCCACCUGCCUCUGCACCCACAGACAGGCGUAAGGAGAGCAAGCCUGCUGUAGAGGGCUGGACACCCAAACUCACCCUGGAGUCCAAAGACGGAGCAACCAGCGUAAGAGCAGCUAACAAGAAGGCGCAACAUGGUCAGGGCUCCACAGUUAAUCUGACGGGCAAGCCAGGAAAUAUCUUCUUCUCUCCCAAGGACAAAGUGGGCAGAGCGGGGUACAAAAAGAAAGCCCGGAUGUCGCGGACUCGCUCAGACUUCCUCACCCGAGCCCCUAUCCUCUCUGUUGGGGGCGAUACAGAUGAGGAUGACUAUGAUGCUACCAGUCCCCAACAUUCCCCUCUACCCCUUUCCAAGCAGAGCUCUACAGAGGAAGGCCUAGGAGGCUCCUGUUUUAGUGACUCCGACAUGGUAACAGGUUCCAUCGAUGCAAAAAAGAAUCUACACAAAGUGCUUUCAUCAGGAGAUUUAAGAAAAUCAGACUCUUUGCGCAAGAACUCACAGGAUGCAAGCAAAGUUCGUGGAAAGAUGCGUUUCUGGGGCAAGACCAGGCACAGUGAUAAAAAGACCUCCAGAGAGAAGCUGAUUUGUGGGGCUGAUUUUCAGGAAGGAGAUUAUGGAGACAAUGGGCCAUUGCUGGGAGAAGGUCAAGAAAACCUGUCUCCUCGCUACAGUCCUGAUUUUACAUUGGACCGAGGGUUUAAAGACUUGAAAGAGAAUAAGGAACCUUCUCCCAAGGUCAAGCGAAGACGCAGUGUUAAAAUCAGCAAUGUGGCUGUGGAACCUAUUCAGUGGUCAAGUGAUGGUCUGCAGAUUCUCACCUGCACAAAUGACUACAAAAGCAUGAAUGAAUUUCUCAUGAAGAAGAUCAAUGACUUGGACACUGAGGACAGCAAGAAGGACACCAUGGUAGAUGUUGUUUUCAAAAAAGCAUUGAAGGAAUUCCGUUUGAAUAUCUUCAACUCCUAUUCUACAGCCUUGGCGAUGGACGGCAGUAAGAGCAUCCGCUAUAAGGACCUUUAUGCUUUGUUUGAGCAAAUCCUUGAGAAGACCAUGCGGCAGGAGCAGAGGGACUGGAGAGAGUCACCUGUUAGGGUUUGGGUUAACACCUUUAAAGUCUUCCUGGAUGAGUUUAUGACUGAGUAUAAAACCCUGGACAGCACACAAACGAAGCAACCUAAACCUGAACGCAAAAAGCGGAGGAAGAAAGAUGCAGACAUAGUGGAAGAGCAUAAUGGCCACAUCUUCAAAUCCACCCAAUAUAGCAUCCCCACUUUCUGUGAAUACUGCUCAUCGCUCAUCUGGAUGAUGGACCGUGCCUGUGUUUGCAAAUUGUGCCGUUACGCCUGCCACAGAAAGUGCUGCCAAAAGACGACCACCAAAUGCAGUAAGAAGUUCGACCCAGAGCUUUCGUCAAGACAAUUUGGUGUUGAGGUGUCACGUCUGACAAAUGAUGAGCGAACGGUGCCCCUUGUGGUGGAGAAGCUCAUCAACUACAUCGAGAUGCACGGCCUCUACACUGAGGGAAUUUACCGAAAAUCGGGCUCCACCAAUAAAAUUAAGGAACUAAGGCAGGGACUUGACAAAGAUGUGGAGAACAUGAAUCUGGAUGACUAUAACAUCCAUGUGAUUGCUAGUGUCUUCAAACAGUGGUUGCGAGACCUGCCGAGUCCUCUGAUGACAUUUGAGUUGUAUGAGGAGUUCGUACGUGCUAUGUGUUUGCAGGAUAGAAAAGAAAUGAUCAGAGGAGUUUAUUCAGUGGUCGACCAGCUAAGCAGAAAUCACCUGAACACCCUGGAACGGCUCAUAUUUCAUCUGGUCAGGAUUGCUUUGCAAGAGGAGACAAACCGUAUGUCAUCUCAUGCCUUGGCCAUAGUAUUUGCUCCCUGUAUCCUGCGCUGUCCGGACAGUAUUGAUCCUCUUCAGAGCGUCCAGGACAUCAGCAAAACCACAGCGUGUGUCGAACUUAUCAUAUGUGAACAGAUGACGAAGUACAAAAUGCGACUGAAGGACAUCAAUACCCUGGAGUUUGCCGAAAAUAAGGCCAAAUGCAGACUAACCUUUAUCCGAAGAUCAAUGGGAAAAGGGGACUUUCGGCAUCUGAGCUCCCACUCUCCUUCACCUCCCGUGAGCCCACGACUUCUUUCUUUGACGGACACUGUUAAAGAGGAGAGGGAUGGCGAUGAGGGGGAUGAAUCUGUGGUUGAAAUCUCCGAGCAUCAGCACGCAGCAAUGGAGCAGGAGGAAAAAGUGCUGACUGAGCAAAUUGAGAACCUGCAAAAAGAAAAAGAGGAGCUGACUUUUGAGAUGCUGACUCUGGAGCCACGAGCAUCGGAUGAUGAGACUCUGGAGUCAGAAGCUUCCAUCGGCACAGCUGACAGCUCUGAAAACCUCAAUCUGGACUCUGAAGUCAUUUCAGAUUUCUCUGCGAGAGGUUCGGUUUUGACUUCCCCUUGGUCUCGGCGAUCUGAUGGAAAAAGCCAACGACAACGCACUCUGAGGCGGCAACCCGACUCCCUGGAUUCGGUGGAUUCUUCCUCCAGUGUUUCCCCCUACUCCUCCUCGUCUCACUUCCAUUCGUCAACUUCCCCCAUCUCAAACACUAGCCGCGGCUUUCAAUUCCACUCAACUUCUAAGUCUCCCUCCUCAAGCUCAGGUGCAUCACAUGUACCUCAAUGUUCCCGCUCGGACAGUUUAAACUGCAGUCCUACAGCAGAGCUGGACAGCGUGUUUGAUGAAAGACCAAAAUUUACCAGCCGCAGGACAUUCAAUCCAGAGAAAGGCAAACAGAAACUUAGGAGCACCAAACAUUUAUCCCAGAGGCACACCCGAGAAAGCGGCGCUCACAGCAGGGAACCUCCUGACAUACAGCAGCAGCUUGUGUUGUACGGUAGUAAUGAAUUCAUGGUAUGA
Nerophis lumbriciformis (worm pipefish) is the source of this 7815-nucleotide messenger RNA. Lineage: Eukaryota; Metazoa; Chordata; Actinopteri; Syngnathiformes; Syngnathidae. The record is from RefSeq and is a predicted model, not a curated record.